This is a messenger RNA of Melampsora larici-populina 98AG31, 174 nucleotides long. RefSeq lists its product as uncharacterized. Lineage: Eukaryota; Fungi; Basidiomycota; Pucciniomycetes; Pucciniales; Melampsoraceae. The coding region runs from base 1 to 174 and encodes 57 amino acids. The transcript is spliced from 2 exons. The record is from RefSeq and is a predicted model, not a curated record.
AUGUUAUCUAUCUUUUUUCCCAUCUCUAUCUCUUCAAGACAUCUUCUUUUUAACAACAUCUUUGAACAUUUUCCUUAUAUGUGUUCAAGUAAAGAGACAACAACAUACAUAAAGAAGACAUUGGACAUGAUACCAAGACCUUGGGCUUAUACCUUGCUUGCAUCUUGGAGGUAG